AUGGCUUUCGUGGGCGAAGUUGUCAGGAAAGAGUUCGAGGGGCUUCGGUUUUGCUCGGGAACUGCUCGAUCUUUCGAUUCCUCGUCUGGAUUUUUUGAGCUCGUUUACGAUAACGGAUUUACCCCGAUUGCCGAAUUGGCGGAGGCUGUUGCUCCUUUGGUCGGUAAGGGAUUUCCGGGGGAGAUGGUUCGGGUGAAACCUCGAGUUGGUCGGCGGCCGAAGAAGCGCGCUCGGAUCGCGAGGAUGAAAGAGAUCAUGCGCGGUGGUUCUGGCGAUGAGGAAGAUCGACUACAUAACGAGGUAAAACCGUUGGAAAUUGUCGAUUUGAAUGAUGGAUUUGUGGAGAAUUCUGGGGUUAGUGAUGUUUUCGAUGUCAAAUUGACUGGGGAUGUUGAUUUAAAUUAUGGGCCUGAUGAAACCCUAGGUGGGAAUUGUGGGUCUGAGACAGAUUUGAACGAGAGAGUGGAGGAUUUGGGGAUUGGAAUUGAUUUGAAUACUGGCUUGGAUUUGAAUUCGAACGAAGGAUUAGGUUUGAUUAAUGUGAAUAUCGAUUAUGAGGAUAACUUUAGUGAGAGAAGGAGGGAUUUUAUUGAUCUGAACGUGGAUGCGAACUGUGAUUUGGACGAAGUUGAUGGCUCUGCUUUGGGUGAGCAGAAGAGGGAACGAGGAUUUGAUUUGAAUUUGGAGGUUGAUGUGGAGAAUAGCAAGGAUAACAUGGACGUUCAAGUAAAUGGAUACAGUUCUCUACAAAAGCCUAGCGAGCAUGGUUAUGCCAAUUUCCACCGUGAUGUUGAGAAUGGAGAAAUUAAGGAGGUUAAUGUUACUGAAGUUACGCCCGAGCAGCUAAUUGAAGAGAUUCAGAAGCAAAAUAGUGUUUUAGGUCAAGAAUUUCAUACCCCUGAUCCUAAUGGGGUCAGUCAGAAGGAUGAUCUUUCUGAUUAUGAGGCCGGGGCUGUUGACGAGUCUCAUUCUGAUCGGAGAAAUUCAUAUGAAUUUAGGAAUGGUCAGAGGAAGAGAAGAAAAGUUUUAGAUAAUUCUAAUUUCAGGACUGAAACUGUGUUGAGAAGAAGCACUCGCAGUCGUAGAAUGUCAUCUCGAACUCGUUUCACUACUACAUCAACAACUUGCUUAUUCGAUGAAGUAUCUCCUUCUCCUGCAGUUAGUAGUCUGACAGAGGAGAAACAUUUAACUAUGGAUGGGUCUGAUGAAACUGCCUUGUUGCCCCCAAAGCCACAAUUACCACCAUCUUCGUGUAACUUGAGUUUCGAGGGUCUUCCUUUGCUCGAUGUCUUUUCUGUCUAUUCUUGUCUGAGAUCCUUCAGUACUUUAUUGUUUCUAAGCCCCUUUGUGUUGGAGGACUUUGUGGAAGCACUGAACUGUCUCUCCCCUAGUCUGUUAUUUGAUAGCAUCCAUGUUUCUGUCUUGCAAAUAUUGAGAAAGCAUUUGGAGCAAGUUGCUGGAGAUGGUGACCUAUCUGCCUAUGAUUGCCUAAGGAGUCUUGAUUGGGAUAUGCUGGAUGUGGUUACUUAUCCUCUUUUUGUGGUCGAAUACCUGCUAUUUUGUGGCUCAGAUCACAACCCUGGACUGGAUCUUGCCCGUUUGAACUUUUUUAGGAGUGAAUACUUCAAACAACCCGCGACUCUGAAAAUUGAGAUACUUCGCCGCCUGUGUGACGACAUGAUUGAGGCUCAAUCUGUGAGAUCAGAGCUUAAUAAAAGGUCUUUGGCACCCGAAUUUGAAAUGGAACCUGAUAGGCACAUGAACGCUGAAGUGAGAAGGAGAAGGCAAACUAUGAUGGAACCGGCUGAUGAUUUGUCUUUGAAUGAUGACGUCGUUGAUUUUUCUUCUGACUGGAACAGUGAUGAGUGCUGCCUUUGUAAGAUGGAUGGGAGCUUACUGUGCUGUGAUGGCUGUCCAGCAGCCUAUCACUCUAAGUGUGUUGGUGUUGCCAGUCAUCUUUUGACUGAGGGUGAUUGGUACUGCCCUGAAUGUUCAUUUGAUCGGCUUAGGCCAGGAUUAAAGCCUGGAAAGCUAGUUCGAGGAGCAGAGUACUUAGGAACUGAUCCCCAUGGACGGCAAUACUAUAGCAGUUGUGGGUACCUAUUGGUGAUAGAUACAGAUGGCUCAGGAUCAUUGAAUUACUACGACAUGAAUGAUGUAAACCUUGUGCUGGAGGUGCUAAAGUCAUGCGGUAGUCUCUAUAGAGGCAUAACAGAUGCAAUUAACAAACACUGGGAGAUCCCUGUUGGCUUAAGAAGAACAAUCAGCAGUGUGAACUCCCAAAUGUCUACAUGCAUGGCUGCAGCAGCAGCAGAAAGAACUAUUCCUUCUGGUGAUGGGUCUAAGUCUAUGUCAACUUCACCAGCUCUUGAAUCGCAGAUUGCAACUACUGCUGAAGGAAAGGUGGACAGAAUAUCCAUUGGUGGACAUUCAGAUAAUCACCCUCGUAGGAGUUCUCGGAAGAAACCAGAUUCAACUACUGAACUAGAUAUACUGAAAUUGAGUUGCAGUCAGGAAGUACCAUCAAGCAAUUUGGACACCAUGAAAGAACCAGAAAUUGAUAACCAUUCAUCUUCACAUAAUUCGUCUAGAAUAAACACAAGAAAAGGAAACAAACCGAAGGUGCAAAGCGGAACAGGAUACAGAAAUUGCUACAGCUUUGCUCGGGUGACUUCACUGAUUGCUGAGGAGGUGUUGUCUAAGUUACCAAUCCAUAGUAACAAAGUGAAAUCUGAUGAAGAUAUUAUUUCUAUCCAGGUGAAGACAAUAUUGAAGAAAUCCAACAAAUUUCAUUGGCGAAACAUCCAAAGUGUGUAUCUAGAUUCAUGGAAAGAAAAAUGUGGGUGGUGCUUUUCCUGCAAAAAUCCUUCUGAGGAUGUGGGAAGGGAGGUGGAUUGUUUAUUUAACAUGAGUCUCGGGCCGAUCCGAGGUCUUCCUGAAAGUGAAAUUGCUAAUAUUCUGUCCAAUAACAAGAAUAGUCAUCUUGCGGCUGUUAUGUGCCAGAUAGUUGCCAUGGAAAGUCGACUGCAAGGACUUCUUAUAGGUCCAUGGUUGAAUCCGCAAUACUUCAGGAACUGGCGUGAAAACAUUUUCAACACAUCUAACAUUACGAGCUUGAAGCUUUUAUUGCUUGAAUUGGAGGCAUGUCUGCAUCAUCGGGUGCUUUCAUCACAGUGGCUAAACCAUGUAGAUUUUGCCAAGACAAUGGGUUCGGCUACACAUAUUGUCAUUGCUUCUGCACGCUCAUCGUCGAAGAGUGCAAUUGGUAAAAGAAUGGGGAAGAUUUCAGAUUCUGGGGUUAAACAUACCACGAAAAAGAAUGGGGGAUUGUCCAUGUGUUGGUGGAGAGGUGGCCGACUUUCAAGACGGUUAUUCAACUGGAAGGUUUUACCUCGGUCUUUGGUCUUAAAGGCUGCCCGACAAGGUGGAAGUAGAAAGAUUCCCGGAAUAUUUUAUCCUGAGAAUUCAGAACCUCCUAGAAGAAGCCUUCGUGUAGCAUGGCAAGCAGCAGUCGAGUCAUGCACAACGUCGGAGCAGCUCGGUUUGCAGGUGAGAGAGCUUGAUUCUUACAUCAACUGGGUUGAUAUUGAAAACACGCAUCUUCUUCCAGCAUUGAAUAAAGAAUCCAGAAAAUAUGUCAGACUAUUCAAAAAGGCCAUUGUUCGUAGGAAGUGCUUGGAAGCAGAGAAUGUGAAAUAUCUCCUCGACUUUGGUAAGAGGAGAAAUAUUCCUGAUGUCGUCUUGGAAAAUGGUUGCAUGGUUGAAGAAUCCUCUAGUGGAAGGAAGAAAUUCUGGUUGAGUGAGUCAUAUGUGCCUUUACAUCUCUUGAAAGGCUUUGAGGAGAAAAAAAUUGUUAAAAAAACCAGUAAGAUGGGCACUUUCAGACGUUUUGAGGUCGGUAAGGCAAGAAGGUGCUUAAAGGAGAAGGGCUUCUUAUACCUCUUUGCGAGGGCAGAAAGAUCUGAAUCUUCCCUGUGUGGGCACUGCAACAAAGAUGUGCUUUUGAGUGAAGCUGUGUGCUGCUACAUCUGCAAAGAAUAUUUCCAUAAAAAGCAUGUCAGCAAAGCAGAUGGCGAGGAUUCCUCCUAUAUCUGUCACCAAUGCCAGGGUAAUAUUCUAGCAAAGGAGCAACCGAAGAAACGAAAAAGAGGGCGGCCUCCUGGGAGUUUUCGCCGGAAAAGUUUUGGACUUCAGACACAAAAGCAUAAAAAGGUCACCCCUGCUCACAAGUCGGCUCGGCCAAAGAUGACUAAGGUCUUAGUUGCAGAGAGGAUUUCUUUGAGGUUGCAGAAUCAUAAGAAGGUUGUGGCUAGCUUACCUUUGCGACGUUCAACUAGAAGACCGAAGCGUGUUUUCAGACUGCAGGACGAAAGCAAAGAUCCUGGGGGAAACAAGAAACGGAAAUUGAAGCUUAAAAGAGGUAGAGGCAGGCCAAAGAAAGUUAAACAAGAAAUUUCCUUGAGAAAAAAAAGAACGAGAAGGUUCUUUAGUUAUUGGUCAAACGGCAUCUUGCUGUCCAGAAAACCUGGCGAUGAACGGGUAACGAUGUUCCGUAGAGACAGAUAUUUUAUUCCUUCAGAGAAGUCUGACACUGAUAAUGACCAUCCAAAAUGCCAUAUAUGUGCUUCCGCUGAAUCAGUAUCUGGGUCAGCUUUCAUUGCCUGUGAAAUUUGUGGAGAAUGGUUCCAUGGGGAUGCAUACGGUCUGAACGACGAGAACAUGAGUAUGCUUAUUGGAUUCCGGUGCCAUAUCUGUCGUAAAAGAUCCCCUCCCAAGUGUCCACAUAUGCGACCCACGUCCCCUGUAUCAUCCUAACUCAUCGGGGAUCGGAUUCUGAUUGAUGGGCUGACGAUAAACAGAAAAUUUCUGCAUCUUUAAUGGCUGCUGAUAGAUUAUUUACGUGACGAAUCACAGGGCAAGCCAGAGAACUCGGCCAAUGGGGAGCAGCUUCUAUACAAUCUUUGGACAAGAGCUUAGGCAGGUUAUAUUCGAGCUAGUGAAUCAAUGGAUGAACUCUGAGGCGCAAACAUUUUCAUUUUUUUAAUGGAUGAUUUAUAGGUUGGCUUUGGUGGCUGCUAACUGGAAAUGACAAAUGAGAUGGGUUAGAUGAGAUUUUAGUUGUAGUAGUCUCGAGUUAGAACUAAGAAUGGUUUUAAGGUUGGGAUUUUAGGACAAAAGUUUUUUUUUUUAAUUUUUAACAUUAUGAUUGUUUCUCAAAGUGUAGAGAGGCUUUGUCAAAAUUAUUUGUAAAUCUUUUGUCAUGUUGAAAUACAAUGUUUUAGACCAUUUUUAAAAGGAAAUAUGGAAGAAAACAAGGAACAUACAUUAUUAUUUCUA
This is a messenger RNA of Tarenaya hassleriana, 5337 nucleotides long. RefSeq names its product DDT domain-containing protein PTM-like. NCBI's taxonomy places the organism in Eukaryota, Viridiplantae, Streptophyta, Magnoliopsida, Brassicales, Cleomaceae. The record is from RefSeq and is a predicted model, not a curated record. Gene Ontology annotation, molecular function: DNA binding.